Molecule: messenger RNA, 1206 nt
Organism: Alternaria rosae
Lineage: Eukaryota; Fungi; Ascomycota; Dothideomycetes; Pleosporales; Pleosporaceae
Exons: 2
Coding region: 1-1206 (401 amino acids)
Source: RefSeq, a predicted model, not a curated record
AUGUCCUUGAAAGAUCAUGUCGCGACCAUCAUGACCAACUGGCAUCUUGAAAAAGCUACAGAUUGCAUUCCACCUCCACUAUGGCCCGGACAAUAUUUUCCUCAAUGGGGCGCCGAUAUCAUCAUGCUUUUAAGCCAGAUCUCGUCAACGCGUGGCGCUACCCUUCCAGACUUCACAACAAAAUUGAGAGAGGCUGUCAAACUGCGCCAACAAAAGAACAAGUCUGCGACUGGGAGAACGAGCCGGGUCAAACCUAUAGAUCUGAAAGCCGUUUUGAAACAAUAUGAAAGAGAAGCCGAGACGACAGGAGCUGGGGCAGCAAGUCCGGUAUCAAACGCAAAGGAAAGGAAUGGAGGCCGCACGACCCGUAAUACCCGUAUACAGGUGCCCAAAACACCCGUAAACCACGACGACGAGGAUGAGGAAGAGGAGGAAGAAGGUUCAUCCGAGCCCCUCGCCGGCGGAAAAUACCAAUACCUCAACGGCGUGCGACCCGUCAAAGUCGACCUGAACCCCGAUGCAUCAGCUGUGAAGAAGCCAACGCGACCCAAACCACCACCAAGGGGCAAGAGACGGAAAGCAAACGAAGCCGCGAAUCCUGGUCCUCAAGUAGUCGAACUCCCAACUUUAGUGCAUCAAGAUCCCGAUCCCCGGGUACCGGAUGAUACGGGUUUUCUGUCGGAUCUUGAAGGCAAUGAGGUGAAAGAGAAGGGCAAGAAGAGGAAGAAACGACUUUCGAGACUUGAGCAGCAAAGAAUUAGGGAACCGCAUUGGCAGUUGGAUAACGAUAACAUUACUCUUGAAGUUUUGACUCCUACUCGGCCUCUCGAUGCUCCCGGUGUUGAGGAUGAAGACGAAGCUGUCAGCUUGCUCAAAUCUCUACCUAACCUACCCGCGAAUGCGACGGCAACGGAGAAGAGGGAAUUAGAGGAAUUGAAGUUGAGCAUGGAGCAACGGAUAUGGCGGAUCAAGGUUUUGAGGAUAGAAGAGCGGGUUCAGAAUGAAGGGCUGGGGAGACGAGAAGAGAAAGGCGAGGAAGAACAAAGUGGGGAUUCUGAGGAGAACGCUGGUAGAGGCGGCAGGUUGUCGAGGAUAGAAGAGCCGGCUCAAGACAAAGAGCGGGUCAGGCGAAAAGGGACCAAUGGUAAUGUAGAGGAUGAUACAACUAGAGGCGGCAGGGUAUUGAGGACCCGUAGGGGGAAGUAG